This is a messenger RNA of Felis catus (domestic cat), 4778 nucleotides long. RefSeq names its product REV1 DNA directed polymerase (gene REV1). NCBI's taxonomy places the organism in Eukaryota, Metazoa, Chordata, Mammalia, Carnivora, Felidae. Gene Ontology annotation, biological process: error-prone translesion synthesis; error-free translesion synthesis. The transcript is spliced from 21 exons. The record is from RefSeq and is a predicted model, not a curated record. Gene Ontology annotation, cellular component: nucleus. The coding region runs from base 952 to 4491 and encodes 1179 amino acids. Gene Ontology annotation, molecular function: damaged DNA binding; deoxycytidyl transferase activity; DNA-directed DNA polymerase activity.
UAUUUAAAAAUAAAAUGUUCAAUGAAGAUGCAUAGGGAGGGUUGAGGGAUAGUUUUAUUUAUUGUUUAAAUUGGUCCCGUUGGUUUAACUUGAUUAAGUUUAUUUAGACCAAUGUGGAAAAUGAAAUGGUUAUUAGAUCUCUAAAAGGUCUUUAGUUCUCAAAUUCUCAAGAGGGUAACAUCAGUUGUAAACAUUUGGGGGAUAAAAUUUCUCUGAAUAUACUUUGGUUUGGUUUGAUUUUUCAUUUUCUUUUCUUAUUCUGGCCAGUAUGUCAAGGUCUUUCUUGAAGGAAAAGGUACUGGAGGGUGGGCAACAAGAGAAGGAUUUAUAGGUGGGAUUACAAAUUGAAAAAAAUUAGUGAUUUAUAGGUAGAGAGUGGCCUCAGCCAUAAGAGUUUUUUUCCUUUCUGCUUUUGGGAUAGAGAUGGGAACAGUAAUAAUACUUGUAAUAGCUGACACAUAAUUCUUACUGUGUGCAUGGCAUUUUUCUUAGCAGUUUAUAAUUUUUAGCUCUUAAUUCCACAGCAGCCUUCUGUGGCACUAUUAUUCCCAGUUUACAUCUGAGAAAAGUGAGGCCCUGGGAAGUUAAGUAACUUGCUUGAGGUUUACACAGCUUAGCAGGUGAUGGAGCUAGGAUUUGAACACGCUCAGUCUUGCUUUGGACCUUGUGCUAUUAUGACCUAAUUUGUUGAAUUACUGAAUAAAUAUUUUGAGAAUUGAAGUGAUAAUACUGCUCACACUCCAUUUUUGCUAUUGAGGUAAAAACUCCAGGCAGGAGUCUUUGAUGCUUGGGAGAUGCCAAUUUAUUCAGUAAACGUGUAAAAAAAUAAUACCUGAUACCUGCUUUGUGCCAGACAUGUGGAAGUGAAUAAAACAGACAAGGUUCCUGCCCUCAAGGAGCUUGUGCUCCACGGGGAAAUCAGAUCCUUCUGCUGAGGAAUUGCGAAAGCUAAUGAUGUUGCAUGGAGGUCAAUACCAUGUGUAUUAUUCCAGAUCCAAAACAACACACAUUAUUGCCACAAAUCUUCCAAAUGCCAAAAUUAAAGAAUUAAAGGGAGAAAAAGUAAUUCGGCCAGAAUGGAUUGUGGAAAGCAUCAAAGCUGGACGACUCCUGUCCUACAUUCCCUAUCAGCUGUACAGCAAGCAGUCCAACAUGCAGAAGGGUCUCAACUUUAAUCCUGUGUGCAAACCUGAGGAUCCUGUGCCGGGUCCAAGCAGUGUAUCCAAACAGCUGAACAACAGGGUAAAUCACAUAAUUAAGAAGAUUGAGACAGAAAAUGAAGUCAAAGUCAAUGGAAUGAACAGUUGGAAUGAAGAAGAUGCCAAUAAUGAUUUUAGUUUUGCGGAGCUGGAGCACAUCCUUCCAGGAAGGAAACAAAACGGAAUUCCACAUCACAGAGACAGCACUGCCAUUUUUAAUGGACAUACUCCUAGCUCUAAUGGUGCCUUACAGAUGCAGGAUUGCUUGGUGCCCAUGGGCAACAGUGUUGCCAGCAGGCUUUCUCCAGACUUUGCCCAGGAGGAGGAGCAGGCUGAGAAGAGCAGCACUGACUUCAGAGACUGCAUUUUGCAUCAGUUGCAACAGAGCACUAGAAACACAGAUGCUGUGCGGAAUCCACACAGAACUCAUUCCUUCUCCUUAUCAUCUUUGCACAGUAACACUAAGAUAAAUGGUGCUCACCACUCCGCUGUUCAGGGGCCUUCAAGCACAAAAAGCACUUCAGUACCUGCUCUUAGCAAGGCAGCACCUUCAGUGCCAUCCAAACCUUCAGAUUGCAAUUUUAUUUCAGACUUCUACUCCCACUCAAGACUGCAUCACAUAUCAAUGUGGAAGUGUGAAUUGACUGAGUUUGUCAAUACCCUACAAAGACAAAGUAGUGGUAUCUUUCCAGGAAGGGAAAAGUUAAAAAAAAUGAAAACAGGCAGGUCUGCACUUGUUGUAACUGACACAGGAAAUAUGUCAGUAUUGAGUUCACCCAGGCAUCAGAGCUGUAUAAUGCAUGUUGAUAUGGAUUGCUUCUUUGUAUCAGUGGGUAUACGAAAUAGACCAGAUCUCAAAGGAAAACCAGUGGCUGUUACAAGUAACAGAGGCACAGGAAGGGCACCUUUACGUCCUGGCGCUAACCCCCAGUUGGAGUGGCAGUAUUACCAGAAUAAAAUCCUGAAAGGCAAAGCAGCAAAGAUACCAGAUUCAUCAAUGUGGGAGAAUCAAGAUUCUGCACAAGCAAAUGGGAUUGAUUCUGUUUUGUCAAAGGCUGAAAUUGCCUCUUGUAGUUACGAAGCCAGACAAGUUGGCAUUAAGAAUGGAAUGUUUUUUGGGCAAGCUAAACAACUUUGUCCUAAUCUUCAAGCUGUUCCAUAUGAUUUUCAUGCAUAUAAAGAAGUUGCACGAACAAUGUAUGAAACAUUGGCAAGCUACACACAUAACAUCGAAGCUGUGAGUUGUGAUGAAGCACUGGUAGACAUCACUGAGAUCCUUGCAGAGACCAGACUUACUCCUGAUGAAUUUGCAAAUGCUGUCCGCAUGGAAAUCAAAGACCAGACCAAAUGUGCUGCGUCUGUUGGAAUUGGUUCUAAUAUUCUUCUUGCUAGAAUGGCAACUAGAAAAGCAAAACCAGAUGGGCAGUACCACCUAAAACCAGAAGAAGUAGAUGAUUUUAUCAGAGGUCAGCUAGUUAGUAAUCUACCAGGAGUUGGACGUUCAAUGGAAUCCAAGUUGACAUCUUUGGGAAUUAAAACUUGUGGAGACUUGCAGUAUAUGACAAUGGCAAAACUCCAAAAAGAAUUUGGUCCCAAAACAGGUCAGAUGCUUUAUAGGUUCUGCCGUGGUUUGGAUGAUAGACCAGUUCGAACUGAAAAGGAAAGAAAAUCUAUUUCAGCUGAGAUCAACUAUGGAAUAAGGUUUACCCAGCCAAAAGAAGCAGAAGCUUUUCUUCUGAAUCUCUCAGAAGAAAUUCAGCGACGACUUGAAGCUGCUGGCAUGAAGGGUAAACGCCUGAUGCUCAAGAUCAUGAUACGAAAGCCUGGGGCCCCUGUAGAAACUGCAAAAUUUGGAGGCCAUGGAAUUUGUGAUAAUAUCACCAGGACUGUAACUCUUGACCAGGCAACAGAUAGUGCAAAGAUAAUUGGAAAAGCUACACUAAACAUGUUUCAUACAAUGAAACUAAAUAUAUCGGAUAUGAGAGGGGUUGGGAUUCACGUGAAUCAGUUGGUUCCGACCAACCCAGACCCUUCUUCAUGCCCCACUCGUCCAUCAGUUCUUCCUGGCGGGUCACACUCUGUCCUGGAUCUCUUCCAGGUUCAGAAAGCGAAGAAAUCCACAGAAGAGGAGCACAAAGAAGUAUUUCUGGCUGCUAUGGAUCUGGAAAUAUCAUCUGCCUCUAGAAAUUGCACUUUCUUGCCAUCUUUUUCAACACAUCUGACAUCAAGUGUCAAUCCUGUUACUAGCAAAGCUGAGUCUUCAGGGAAAUGGAAUGGUCUACAUUCUCCCAUCAGUUUAAAAUCAAGACUUAACCUGAGUAUUGAGGUUCCAUCACCUUCCCAGCUUGAUCAGUCUGUUUUAGAAGCACUUCCACCUGAUCUCCGGGAACAAGUAGAGCAAGUUUGUGCUGUUCAGCAAGGAGAGCUGCAUGGCGACAAAAAGAAAGAGCCAGUAAAUGGCUGUAAUACAGGAAUUUUGCCACAACCAGUUGGGACAGUUUUGUUACAAAUACCAGAACCUCAAGAAUCUAACAGUGAUGCAGGAAUCAAUGUCAUAGCCCUGCCAGCAUUUUCACAGGUGGACCCUGAGGUGUUUGCUGCCCUUCCUGCUGAGCUUCAGAAGGAGCUGAAGGCAGCAUAUGAUCAAAGACAAAGGCAGGGAGAGAAUGCCGUUCACCAGCAGUCAGCUGCUGCAUCUGUGCCAAAGAAUCCGUUACAUCAACUAAAACCAGCAGCAAUGAAAGAAAAGAAACGGAACAAGAAAAAAAAUCCCGUCAGUUCCCCCAAAAAAAUUCAGAGCCCUUUGAAAAACAAGUUGCUUAAUAGCCCUGUGAAAACUCUUCCAGGGGCUUGUGGGAGUCCCCAGAAGUUAAUCGAUGGGUUUCUGAAACAUGAAGGUCUUGCUUCUGAGAAACCUCUGGGAGAACUCUCUGCUUCCACUUCAGGUGUGCCAGGCCCUUCUGGUUUGCAGCCUGAGCUGUCUGGCCACGUGAGACCCCCAGCACCCAACCUAGCGGGAGCUGUUGAAUUCAGUGACGUGAAGACCUUGCUCAAAGAGUGGAUAACUACCAUUUCAGAUCCAAUGGAGGAAGACAUUCUGCAAGUUGUGAAAUACUGUACUGACCUAAUAGAGGAAAAAGAUUUGGAAAAACUGGAUCUAGUAAUAAAGUACAUGAAAAGGUUGAUGCAGCAGUCGGUGGAAUCGGUUUGGAAUAUGGCAUUUGACUUUAUUCUUGACAAUGUUCAGGUGGUUUUACAACAGACUUAUGGAAGCACAUUAAAAGUUACAUAAAUAUUACCAGGGAGCCUGGUGCUCUCCACUAGCUGUGCCAUAAGUGCUUGUGAGGUAUUUGCAAAGUGCAUGAUAGUAAUGCUCUGAGUUUUUAUAAUUUUAAAUUUCUUUUUAAGCAAGUGUUUUGUACAUUUCUUUUCAAUAAGUGCCAAAUUUGUCAGUAUUGCAUGUAAAUAAUUGUGUUCUUUUACUGUAGCAUAGAUUCUAUUUACAAAAUGUUUGUUUAUAAAGUUUUAUGGAUUUUUACAGUGAAGUGUUUACAGUUGUUUAAUAAAGAACUGUAUGUA